This is a messenger RNA of Neltuma alba, 1186 nucleotides long. Its product is annotated as phosphoserine phosphatase, chloroplastic. Gene Ontology annotation, biological process: dephosphorylation; L-serine biosynthetic process. The record is from RefSeq and is a predicted model, not a curated record. The transcript is spliced from 8 exons. Lineage: Eukaryota; Viridiplantae; Streptophyta; Magnoliopsida; Fabales; Fabaceae. Gene Ontology annotation, cellular component: chloroplast; cytoplasm. Gene Ontology annotation, molecular function: magnesium ion binding; L-phosphoserine phosphatase activity. The coding region runs from base 122 to 1009 and encodes 295 amino acids.
AUGUGCUUCGUCAUGCCCAGUCACAACAGUUUGCAAGAGGAAAGAAGUUAGUUGGCUUUCCCUCGCAACACUGGAGAAGAUUCACAUUCUUGCCUGGUGAGAUUUUGAAGAAGGUGAUUUCAUGGAAGCGUUGGUGAGUUAUAGGAUCAGUCCGGUUUGUAAUAAUACUAGAAAAUUUGAAUAUCGUUUUCUUCCUCCGUCUGCACUAUAUCUGAGGAAGAAUAACUACGGGACUCGGAUUGGCCUAUUGAAGCAGUCCGUAUCAUUCAACACAACGGUGGCUUCUGCUCAACCAGUGGGGAGCUCAAAAGUGGGCCAUCCCGAAAACAUGCUGCCUUCCAAAGAGAUUCUUGAGCUUUGGAGAAGUGUUGAUGCUGUGUGCUUUGAUGUCGACAGCACUGUCUGUCUGGACGAAGGUAUUGAUGAGCUUGCUGAAUUCUGCGGUGCUGGAAAGGCUGUUGCUGAGUGGACUGCUAGAGCGAUGGGUGGUUCUGUUCCUUUUGAGGAUGCCUUGGCUUCUAGACUAUCUUUGUUCAGUCCUUCUUUAUCUCAAGUUCAGAAUUUUCUUGAGCAAAGACCCCCAAGGCUUUCCCCUGGUAUUAAAGAGUUAGUUGAGAAGUUGAAGGCUAAGCACAUUGAUGUUUAUCUGAUAUCUGGAGGCUUUCGUCAAAUGAUCAAUCCCGUUGCAUCAAUACUUGGGAUCCCAAAAGAAAAUAUUUUCGCCAAUCAACUGCUUUUUGGAAGCUCUGGAGAGUUUGUAGGGUUUGAUAGAAAUGAACAUACUUCAAGGAGUGGAGGGAAAGCAACUGCAGUUGAACAGAUCAGGAAGGCUCAUAAAUACAAAGCAUUAGCUAUGAUAGGGGACGGGGCAACCGAUCUUGAGGCUCGUAGACCAGGCGCUGCUGACCUGUUCAUCUGCUAUGCGGGUGUUCAACUUCGAGAAUCUGUGGCUGCAAAAGCUGAUUGGCUCGUUUUGGAUUUUCAAGACCUCAUUAAUGUGCUGGGGUAGCUCCAUUUGUAUUGAUCAGAGUCCUGUUGUGUUUUUACCCAAAGGUUAUGGCACUCCUCUCCAUCGAGGAUCAUGUAACUGCGAGAAAAUUGACGCCUAGAUAUUAGGUGUUAAUUUUACACCACACUAUAUAUUCUUCUGAGAGCCAAUAAGUUUUCUCCCCCGCUUUUUCCAUCA